Molecule: messenger RNA, 717 nt
Organism: Eimeria tenella
Lineage: Eukaryota; Apicomplexa; Conoidasida; Eucoccidiorida; Eimeriidae
Exons: 4
Coding region: 1-717 (238 amino acids)
Source: RefSeq, a predicted model, not a curated record
AUGAAAUCCGCAAGAGCCCCAGUGCUGGCUGCGGCCCUUGUGGCCUUUUUACAUACUCCUGCCUUCGGUGUUAAGUUGGGCAGCUCUCCCCAGCUGCAUCUUCGCCCUGCUUCUUUCGCCGAGUCCCAGUCCGAGGCAGAGGCCACUCAGACGAUCCAAAAUGCUCUAUCCUUACUUGGCGACGAAGAAGGGGGUGUUCACCGCGAAAUCAUGAAGGCCGUUACCCCCGCGCUGAAGUCCCUCUUCCACGCCACAGCAGUUUCCAUUCGCCCCCAAAUCGAAGAGGAGUGCAAACGCAUUGUGGAGGACUUCGCGAAGCACGAGCAGCAGCACGAAGAGGAAGAAGGGGACGAAGACCGAGGGUCUAGGUAUCCGGAGGACUGCACUGCUGUGGCGUGCGUGCGCGUGUGGGUCGCAGUGUUCAACCCGGACGACUUCUCGUUCAGCGAGCAGCAGCAGCAGACGUCGCAGCAGCAGCAGCAGCAGCAGCAGCAGCAGCAGGAGGUGCAGUUCUGGGACUCUCUCAAGAAGCACCUGGGCUCCGUGGCCCGCAUGGCUUCUCCUUUGAUUCAAAAAGUGGCCGAAAAGUUCGGCCCCGAGAUUGCAAAGCUCGGCAAAAAAGCUGCGCCGGUCUUUGCCCAUUCCAUUCGUUUGCUGCUGCGCGACGCAUGCACGGACGCGGAGGCCAAGGCCGGCGUCGAGGCCCAGGCGGACUAG